AUGAAUGCCAAGAUUGGACAAGGAAUAGUCGAGAACGUAGUGGGACAUUACGGAUUGGGAGUGAGAAAUGAGAGGGGAGAACGCAUAAUAGAAUUUUGCCAACAAACAGAUUUUACAAUUAUGAAUACCUUCUUCAAACUACCCCCCAGAAGACUAUACACUUGGAAAUCUCUGGCUGACUGUAACCAUAGAAUCGUGAGAAAUCAAAUUGAUUUUGUGAUGAUAAACAGAAAAUACCGCAACUCCGUCACGUCCUGUAAAACCUAUCCAGGCGCAGACAUACCAACAGACCAUAACUUGCUACUGGCUCGAAUCAGACUCCGAUUAAAGAAAAUAGUCAAAAAAAGGCCCUCGAAGCGACUUGACGUACGAAAACUCCAACAAGAAAUUAUACUACAACGAACUAAGGAUACAAUAAAUAACGAACUGAGAAUUAUUUCCGAGGAGAGCAAUCCUGAAAUAGAAGUAGAACAGCUGUGGAACAAAAUAAGAAGAUCCAUAACUUCCAUAACGGAGAGGGAACUGAGGCCCGAUAAGACAGUGAAAAGAAAAGAAUGGAUGACUGAUAAUAUCCUGAGACUUAUGGAGGAAAGAAGGCAACACCGAAACAAAGAUAACCAAAAAUACAAGGAAACGCAUAGCCAAGUCUUGAAAGCAAUCAAGGAGGCUAAGGAACGAUGGCUUCAGGAAAGAUGUAUAGAGAUCGAAAUGUUACAAGCAAAACAUGACAGCUUCAACCUACAUAAGAAAAUAAAGGCAGCAACCGGAGGAUAUCGAGGAUGGAGGCAGUACAUGGAGGAGCUCUUCGGAAACGAAAAUAGCGACGACAUAACUGCAGGAACUGGCAAUAUAGGGCCCACCAUUACACAGGAAGAAGUGGAAGCAGCUAUCAAACGUCUGAAAAACAACAAGACUUCCGGACCGGAUCAGAUACACGGAGAAGUUCUUAAACUGCUGGACUCGGAACAAGUUCAACUACUGACCACCCUAUUCAACAAUAUUUAUACAGGUGGUCCAAUCCCAAACGACUGGCUGCUAUCACAUUUAUACCGCUUCCCAAGAAGGCAAACGCGACCAAAUGCUCUGAUCACAGGAUAA
Molecule: messenger RNA, 1098 nt
Organism: Sitophilus oryzae (rice weevil)
Lineage: Eukaryota; Metazoa; Arthropoda; Insecta; Coleoptera; Curculionidae
Exons: 2
Coding region: 1-1098 (365 amino acids)
Biological process (GO): chromatin remodeling
Cellular component (GO): nucleus
Source: RefSeq, a predicted model, not a curated record